UUGGAACAUCAACCAAAAGAGGAGGGUACAUAACCCAAAAUGCCGGCACGGUCUCGUCUAGGGUUUUAUUGCUGUCUGGAGGAAAUCGACGAGCAGAGGCAAUGGCGAAGUUCAACGAAGUGCAGAAGAGGAAGAGGGCAGCCAUAGCUGAAAGAAAGAGGUUGGCUCACGGAGACCCCGUCACUGCAAAGCUCAAGGCGAAACAACAGACUAUACCCGUCUCCGGCAAACGCAAGCGCAAGCUCUUGAAGAAAUGGCGCAGAGACCAGAAAGACGUUGUGGAGAAGGGCCUCGUCACCAUGGAAGACGUUGAGAUGGCGAUUGCUGAUGGUGAAGGCACAUUGAAAGUUAACAGUAAAACAUCAGCGAAGUUUAAUGUCAAGAAGGGGCUGAAGCUUAAGCAGUUGAAGCGUGGCAACCGUAAAAACAAAAGUAAGUCUAAGCCAGCAUCUGCAGCUUCAGUUGAUGUGAUGGUCGAAUGAAAUGGCGCAAAGAAUGGUUCUCAACAUGCUGAUUCCUUGUGGGGUUUCAAAUCUGAGGACGGGUAUAGAUAGUAGCUAUGGACUUGUCUGUGUUCAAUUGUUGCAUUCUUAUUCUCGAUUUAGUACCUUCUGUGAUCUCCUUCGGUCUUUUUGGGCUUCUUCUCCUUGUUGUUAGUAAGUUAGAAACUACGCACUGCCCUGCUAAUUGCAAUAGGGGGAAAUCUAUAUGUCAAAUAUGGCUGGGAAGUAGCAAGAUCUCUUUUUGAUAUAGCAAGUCAGAUGUAAUUUCGAAUCAUGUUUUGUUUCUGUGGAGCAAUGAAAUGAAUUACGAAUUUUUGAUAACUUGACAGCCAACUGAUAGUUUUGGACCUU
Linum tenue is the source of this 854-nucleotide messenger RNA. The record is from the annotation of a GenBank genome assembly. NCBI's taxonomy places the organism in Eukaryota, Viridiplantae, Streptophyta, Magnoliopsida, Malpighiales, Linaceae.